Messenger RNA from Prosopis cineraria, 2589 nucleotides. RefSeq names its product putative disease resistance protein At1g63350. The coding region runs from base 1 to 2589 and encodes 862 amino acids. The record is from RefSeq and is a predicted model, not a curated record. NCBI's taxonomy places the organism in Eukaryota, Viridiplantae, Streptophyta, Magnoliopsida, Fabales, Fabaceae. The transcript has 7 exons. Gene Ontology annotation, molecular function: ADP binding.
AUGGAGUUUCUUUCAAUAGCCACGUCCAAGAGGAAGAGAAUUGCUGAGAGCUCAGAUUUUGGUCCUUUUGUCAAGUGGCUUAAGCAUGAUGAUGUUCUUGAGCCUUCUUUAAUUCCCGGUUCAGCCUCGUUGCCAAGUGUCUUCAUGUUCCCUUCUCCGCUUCUCUCAAAACCAAUUCGGUGUUCGCUUAGCCACCAUGAGUUUCUCAAUAUUUGGCUCGUCUCUCUUUCUCUGUUAUCUACGGAGAGGCUUGGAGCCAUACUUGGACGUUGCACGGAGGCAUUGGAUCCGGUAUCACAUGAUAUUUUAAGUUUCUUCCUCAUCUUCCCCUCUACAAUCUACAUUCAAGGAAUGGAUCGAAAUGUUAAGAUUAGAAAGGAGGAGCUCAUACUCAAGCAAGGGAGGGUCCAAGAACUUGUUCAAGAGGCCAUCAAUAGGACUGAGAGGAUUGAUGAUGAGGUUGACAAGUGGAAGAAUGAUAUGAAGAGCUGGAGAAUUUGGAGGAAGAGGAUGAUAGAGCUAAAUACAAAGAGUGAUCAUUUUAAUUCAUUGUCUCAUCCUGUUACUAUUCCAGAUAUAGAAUAUCACUCUUCUCAAAACUUUAAGUUCUUCAACUCUACACAAAGGGCUUUUGAUCAAUUGUGGGAGGCACUGAAAGAUGAUGGCAACUCCAUAAUUGGGCUAUGGGGCAUGGGAGAUUCAAGGAAAACUGCCUUGGUGACAGAAGUAGGAAAGAAAGCCAAAGAAUCAAAGCUCUUUGAUCGAGUUGUUAAAACUAUAAUUUCUCAAAACCUUGAUAUAAGAAAAGUUCAAGGUGAAAUUGUUGACAUGUUCGGACUUAAAUUGGAGGAAGAAUCUAAAAUUGGAAGGGAAAGAAGAAUAACACUAAGAUUACAAAAUGAAGAAUGGAUUUUGAUAAUAUUAGAUGAUGUAUGGGCUAAGUUGAAUCUUAAGGACAUAGGGAUUCCCUUUGGGGGAAAUCAUCAACGAAGAUGCAAAAUUGUCCUAACCACACACUGCCUAGAUGUAUGCACUUUGAUGGAUUGCCAAAAGCAUAUCCAUCUUCAUUUGUUAAAUGAAAAUAAAGCUUGGACUUUGUUUCAAACUCAUGCUAAUGCUAAUGAUGCUACUAAAGAGUUUGUGGCUCGAGAAGUUGUUAAGGAAUAUUGUAAGGGACUAGCCAUUGCAAUUGUAGCUUUGGGAACUUGCUUGAAAGGAAAAGGAGUUGAUGAGAUAAAAGUAGUGUUGUAUAGAUUGAGGAAUGCCAAACAAAACAAUGUGGAUAAAGGAGUGAGGGGUGCUUUUGCCUAUCUUGAAUUAAGCUAUGUUUAUUUAGGAACAACGGAAGCUAAGCUAUUGUUGUUAAUGUGUGCUAUGUUUCCUGAAGAUCAUAAAAUUGUCAUUGACGAUCUUUUCAGAAAUGGAGUGGGGCUAGGCCUACGCAGAGAUGUAGACUCAUUUGAAAUAGCAAGGAGCUAUGUUAGAGCAGCUAUAAAUAAUCUUAUUGAGUUCUCAUUGCUGAUGCAUUUUUCAAAGAUCAAUGUGAUCAAACAAGAUUACGUGACAAUGCAUGACAUGUUUUGCGAUGUAAUUUUAUGGAUUGCAUCUAAAGAGGAUCAUACUAUUAUGGUAAAUUGCAAACAAGAAUUGAAUGAAUUGGUUGAUGAUAAAGGAGUAAAAGAUCGCUAUGCAGUAGCUUCAAGGUAUAACAUCAAUGAAUUAGCUCAUUUUGCUUCUCAAUUGGAUGCUCCUAAGCUCAAGAUUCUUUUGUUAGAUUCAACAAAAGCCUUCAAUUUACCGUGUAAUAGAAUAAAGGCUCUAAUUUAUUGGUUGCAUCAUUUGAAGGGUAGUAAAUUUGAAAAAGUACCAAAUGGAAUUGAAAAAUUAAACAAGGUGAAGUUGUUAGAUUUAUCAAGAUGUACAACAUAUGAGUGUUGUUAUAAAGCAAUUGAAAAGUGUUCACAGCUUGAAGAGUUGUACGUUUAUCCACACUUCCACCAUCUAAGAAACACAAAUUGCUAUGAAUACCUUCUACGUACAUUUGCUAUGAAAAAAUUGAGAAGGUACGAGCUACAAAUAGGGGAUUGGGGCAAAGACAUUGAAUUUUGGAAUGAAGGCACAAGAUCUUUAUGCUUGAUUCAGUUAAAUAUCUCUAUGUCAGGUGUAAUAAUCAAAGAUCUUACACGAAGGGCAACUGCAAUUCAAUUUUAUGAGCUUCAAGGAGGUUGCAAAAGUUUCAUUCCUAAUAUGCUUCAAGCUAUGAGAAGCAUGAAUGAGUUAAUUCUAUCUUCAACAUUGAUAUGGAUAAUCCAAAACAACUAUGUCCUAGCCUCUCCUCUUAGCUUGUUCCAAAAGCUAGAAAGACUAUGUAUAUCUGAUUGCCCUCAUUUGCUUCACAUGUUCCCUAAUGAUUGCAACUUAGGCAAUCUUAAAUUUCGCAAAAUUUCUGGAUGUCCUUUGUUGACAUCACUCUUCCUUGUCUCUAUUGCUUGCACUCUUUUGAAAUUGCAGAGGCUAUUCAUAAGUGAUGCUCCUCAUAUGAAAAUUUUAUUUGGUGAAAACAGUGAGGAACAACCUGAUCAUGAUUGA